Messenger RNA from Lynx canadensis (Canada lynx), 1451 nucleotides. It is a transcript of the gene UBXN8, whose product is annotated as UBX domain protein 8. NCBI's taxonomy places the organism in Eukaryota, Metazoa, Chordata, Mammalia, Carnivora, Felidae. Gene Ontology annotation, cellular component: endoplasmic reticulum; nucleus. The transcript has 8 exons. Bases 113 to 943 code for a protein of 276 amino acids. Gene Ontology annotation, molecular function: ubiquitin binding. The record is from RefSeq and is a predicted model, not a curated record.
GUCUAGCUCUCCCCGAAAACCCCUCCCAUAGCAAGGGCUCCACAUCACCUUCCAACAGAAGGCGCAACCGGAAGGGGAGGGCCUCCCGCCCGGACGCGGGGCUCCCGCUAUCAUGGCUUCUCGUGGGGUCGUUGGCAUUUUCCUCUUCUCUGCUCUCCCCCUCUUGUGUCUAGAGCUCCGGCGUGGGAUCCCGGAUCUAGGAGUUAAAGAUCUAAUUUUGCUGUGUGGCCGGAUUUUCUUACUACUUGCUCUUCUUACUUUAAUUAUUUCUGUGACUACCUCAUGGCUUAAUUCAUUUAAAUCUUCCCAAGUGUAUCUGAAAGAAGAAGAAGAGAAGAAUGAAAAAAGGCAAAAACUUGUCAGGAAAAAACAACAAGAGGCACAGGGUGAAAAGGUCAGCAGAUACAUAGAGAAUGUUCUAAAACCUCACCAGGAGAUGAAAUUGAGAAAACUGGAAGAGCGCUUUUAUCAGAUGACGGGUGAAACUUGGAAAUUAAGCAAUGGUCAUAAACUUGGGGGUGAUGAAGAGUUGGUGCUUGAAAAUGGGAGUCAGACAUCUUUUGAAACAUCAAACAGCAGAGAAGCAGCAAAGAGACGGAACUUGCCUAAGCCUCUAACCAAAAUUUCACCAUCUGCUGAACAGCCCACGCAGAAGGAGGUUCUUGAUCUACCUGAAGAACCUCCUGAAACAGCUGACGAAGUAGUUGCUGUUGCUCUCCGAUGUCCAAGUGGGAGGGUCCUGAAAAGAAGGUUUUUUAAGUCUUGCAGUUCACAGGUCUUAUUUCACUGGAUGAUGAAAAUCGGGUACCACAUAUCUCUAUACAGCCUUUCUACUUCCUUUCCCAGAAGGCCUCUGGAAGUAGAGGAAGGCUGGUCCCUGCAGGACAUUGGAAUAACUAUGGAUACUGUACUCAAUGUGGAAGAAAAAGACCAGAGCAACUAAUUAAGAAAUGAGAAUGACCUGUUUUACAUAAAAUCAGUUAUGCCAUGAUCUUACAGGACAUAAAGGUUUCACGUUAAAAUCAUGCCAUACCUUGAUUGAGCUCAAGGCAAUAAACACUUUAAUGUUGAUAUCCUCGGGAAUGUAUGGACACGAAGGAUUAGAAAAGGAUUGCUCUCUGCAUAUAAUAGUUUUUGGAAUGUGCCGUCAUAAUGUACCAUCUGAAAACUAGAUAAAAAUGUGUACAGUAAGGCACUCCAUGAUUUGUAUUUUUCCUAGCUGACAUCAUUUAUCACUGUGUUGAAAAACAAAAUCAUAUGACUUUGUUUCCUGCCUCUUCAGUCCACCUUGCCAUACUGAACAUUUCACAAUUCAGUCAAACUCUUUAAAAUCUAUUAGAUAGAAAUGUUUGUUCUGCUUUAUUUCUAGAAAUGAAACUUUAAAGACAUUUCAAAGGUCUCUAAUGCUUUACAGUUCUUUUUGAUAUCCAAUAAAGGGUUAGUACCCAAAA